Clunio marinus is the source of this 1149-nucleotide messenger RNA. NCBI's taxonomy places the organism in Eukaryota, Metazoa, Arthropoda, Insecta, Diptera, Chironomidae. The record is from the annotation of a GenBank genome assembly.
CCAGCCACACUGAUGCAAGUAGCUCAAAAAAAUGAUAGGCAAAUAAACCCACAACAAGUUGUAGAUUCUCGGACGUUGACCGAAAAAAAAAUCAAGGCCACAUAAAAUGAUAAAAGUAUAGGAAGAGCGUGUACAAAGUUGCGAAAAUAUUCUCAACGGUUUGCUAUUUAAAUUAUGUCCUACUGCGCAUUCUUGCAUACCCCGCUGUAAACAAACUGGAUCCCACUGUCCAUACAAAGUGUUAAUUUAUAUUUUUCAUGCUAAAACUAAUUUAAGUUACAUUUAUUGGAAAUAAAGUUCUUUAAUACAUACUAAAUGUCAAUCUAUAGCUUGGAAAAUUAAUUUAGACUUGCUUGAUUUCUUUAUGGUUUAUGCUAAAAAAUAAAUAAUUCAUACACAAAACUGAUAAAAAUAGCAACUAUUUUUAAGUUUUUAAACUUCACAUUCGUGUGAGCUGGAAGAAAUCACUUUAUUUUGUCUGUCACUGGAUGUUGUAAAUAAUAUCACCCACAACUUCCAAUCCAUCUCACGAUCCUCCUCAUAAACACGUAUUCCCAAAACGGCCAAAACACUUAAAUUAUUUGCUCAAUAUCACUUCUUCACAACUUAUUAAAUGGCUAAUAAGAAAGGAACAAACAAAACAAAGGAUUCUCUUCAAGCUGCAGAAAGUGAUGACCAACAAAGGCUAAGAUUCCAAGUCGAGCUUGAAUUCGUUCAAUGUCUUGCAAAUCCAAACUACUUGCACUUUUUGGCUCAACGUGAUUUCUUCAAAGAUCCGUGUUUUGUAAAUUAUCUCAAAUAUUUACUGUAUUGGAAGAAGCCGGAAUAUGCAAAGUUCUUGAAAUACCCGAUGUGCUUAUAUUUCCUUGAUCUACUUCAAAGCGAAGAAUUCCGACGAAAAAUAGUCACCGCUCCAUGUUGUAAGUUUAUUGAUGAUCAAGCAAUUCUAUUGUGGCAACAUUACACAAGAAGACGAACGAAAAAUCUCGAGCAGCAACAUUUUUUGCACAACCCACCAAGAAACCAGCCAAAUCCGCAACAAAAUCAAAACGGAACAUCUCAAAAAAUGAAUUAAUAAAUUUUAAGAAGAAAAUAAUUUUUUUUAAUAAAGUUUUUCAUUAAAAGUGAAAUGUUUUCGUGUCAUUACUA